AUGGCCCCCGCAGCCUGGUAUGCGCUGGCACUUCCCUGACACCUGGUUCUCUGCCGAUAGAUGCGAGUGCACUCCCGCUGGAUAUACAGGUGAUGGGCAUGACUGCCCAGUCAUCAUCCUCGUCCUUCUGACCCCUGUUGGGGUGUUGUUGUUGGUCAAAAACCGGGUCAAUUGCUGAGUGUGGACCACGGGGUUUGGGGUGGAACGCCAAGGUUUUAGCUCGACCGUGCCAUCUACCUGCGACAACCCGCCGUCUCCGCUCUUCUUGACUUUGUAUUGACACCGAGUCUAGGUGGGGAGGAGGGAGUGCGAUAUAUGCAGUGCAAGUCUACCAUCACUAUAAACUAAUUCACGCGUAAGUCACCGUGCCUGGUGCACCUUCAGUAUUAGUAUCAGUCAAUAUCAGUGUAUUUCAGGGAAAGUCGGUGUGUACCUUUGAAAUCCCUAUUGGUUACAUGCAGAGGAAGUAUAUGGAGAAAAUGGAAAGAAGGUAACAUGAAAGAAGUACAAGGGGAAUAACAAAAACUGUACAGAUGAACUCGGAAUUUAAUGCGUUAACGGCAUUUAAAGGCAUAUGAACUCGGUUUUUAGAUUAAAUGCAGCAGACAGUUGGGGCACACCUAAGAUACAGGAAAAGAAGUAAAAAAAAUUUUAGUCUGCAGGCAUGGUGGUUAAUGCGAGCAGCGGUGUACGACGUGGUUCAAAAUUAAUAAAUUACCUAUGCAUAUGAUCGUUUUACAACUCUCUGAGCUGAGGUCAUUGUAGAUAAUGUACCAGACUGUCUACAACAGACGACCCAACCUUGUACGAUGAAACACUAAACCGAAAUAAUUGUGUCGCACUAAAACCCACUUAACUAAGUGUUGUAGAUAUUCUUUGUAUGCUACAGAUGCUUGGAGCCUUCACCCGAUUCUCGGUUUGUAGAUUAAAUGCAGCAGACAGUUGGGGCACACCUAAGAUACAGGAAAAGAAGAUUCUCGGUUUGUAGAUUAAAUGCAGUAGACAGUCUGGGCACACCUAAGAUACAGGAAAAGAAGUAAAAAAAAUGUUAGUCUGCAGGCAUGGUGGCUAAUGCGAGCAGCGGUGUACGACGUGGUUCAAAAUUAAUAAAUUACCUAUGCAUAUGAUCGUUUUACAACUCUCUGAGCUGAGGUCAUUUUAGAUAAUGUACCAGACUGUCUACAACAGUACCGAAAUAAUUGUGUCGCACUAAAACCCACUUAACUAAGUAUUGUAGAUAUUCUUUGUAUGCUACAGAUGCUUGGAGCCUUCACCCGAUUCUUACUUACGUUAGACAAUAUGGUACCUAUAGAGACAAGGCAGACCGGAAUGGCCAUUUCCGGCUUUUUGGUCGUCAUCAGCCAGUCGUAGCCAAUCCAAAAUGUUGACCGCUUGAGAUUCCAGCCCGGAAUCUGUGAUCGUUGAGUUUGACACUCUGCCACGUGUGGCACUGGCCCGUAUGCUUACGAUUACGUCUGCUAAAUCUACUUAAAUUUAUUAAUCACCGACCUGGGUGAUAAACACCGAAAAGUGUCCCAUCCUCGUGGAGGUUGCAGUCUCUUAUCAGUUUUCCCCCCACUUGAAAGUACUCCGCUGAAUCACUUGCGGAGGUGUCUUCCACUUCAUGGAGAUCGAAGACCCGCUUGUCGCCGGACUGUGAUCGCACCUUACCUCUCACCUCUCGGAGGGGAAGCAUCAUUGGAGACGAGUUCGUACGCCCUAAACCGCACGAUUCAUGCUACGGCGCCAGGGGUGAAUUGACGCACUCUUCAACCCUGAUGCAUUGGUACGGGGGAAAAUUACACGAUCUGGACUAGUCACUUGCUAAACAAUGCCUGAUAUCGGAUACCGUCCUGAUUGUCAGUGGAUGGAAGCCCCAGUCUUCACUAGUGAAACGGGAUGUCCACCUGAAUACCGGACUUAGUCGGUGAGGAAGUCGACGUCCCGGCUGUUAGCCACCACUUCAACCAAGUGACCAAGAAGACUCCUCUGACAGAAAGGAUGCAACGAUCGCUUCCUGUUAACAAGCGAAUCAUACAUUUUAGGGUAAGGUGAUACCAUACUAGCAGCACAGGUACUAGCCAAAAGCCCAUACACGCGUGUUUCGCCGAUAUUCUGUCGCUGCAUUGUGCAGCAGUGAGGGGUUCGGCUCGUCAGUGAGUUCCCCAGCAUUCCCCGUGUGUUUUCCGGUAUAAUCAUACACCGCUUGUGUGUGAACCAUCUGAUUACCGGCUAGCUUAUGCACUACCGAAAUGCCACCUUACUAACAUCUCUGUAUGUUUUACCGACCUAUCAGCAUCAGCUUUCGACUAGCAACAUAACUAACCUAUUUUUUAGCAGUUAUAAAAACGGGUUGGAAGGUUCCCUGGCGGUGGACUGCUGAUUACAGCCGGUGAUCGGAAUGGUCGGUUUGGUCCUGCAGGCCCUCAAAACAAUCACUUUCUUGACCGGCCUGGGUUUGGCUCUCGAAACGACGGCGAUGAAAGGACGUUAAGCUCGGCAUAGAGAAAACAAAUGUUUGUUACCAAUAUUUUUCCGGCAUUACCAGUGACAUUUGUCAACCUGACGACAGUUGUCCACCGUGUACUCCAUGGCUGAGUAGGAGCAGAUACGGUGGCUUGCGCGUGAACUAAUUUGUAAUAAUAAUAGUAAUAAUAAUGACGAAGACGACGAUUAUGGUGAUACUGAUGAUGAUGAUGAUGAUGAUGAUGAUGGUGGUGGUGGUGGUGGUGGUGGUGGUGUUGGUGGUGGUGGUGGUGGUGGGGAUGAUGAUGAUGAUGAUGAUGAUGAUGAUGAUGAUGAUGAUGAUGAUGAUGAUGAUGAUGAUGAUGAUGGGCUUUCGCAAAAUCUAGCGCGCCCUCCUCUCUCCCACCUGGAUCCGGUGUCAUAA
This is a messenger RNA of Spirometra erinaceieuropaei, 2890 nucleotides long. The record is from the annotation of a GenBank genome assembly. NCBI's taxonomy places the organism in Eukaryota, Metazoa, Platyhelminthes, Cestoda, Diphyllobothriidea, Diphyllobothriidae.